This is a messenger RNA of Arctia plantaginis, 306 nucleotides long. NCBI's taxonomy places the organism in Eukaryota, Metazoa, Arthropoda, Insecta, Lepidoptera, Erebidae. The record is from the annotation of a GenBank genome assembly.
AUGGGCCACUCAGAGGAGCGGUGCACCGGGGAGCGACGCAUCUAUUUAUGCAGCGCUAUGCGACCUAACACUGACCCGAUUAGGUUUGCGACGCAUAAACACAAGGAUAGCGAGUGCGAGCGGCACGAUAUCCACUCGCUACACCCGCUGCGAGCCGCACAUAAUCGACCCGGUUAUGGAGUUAUGCUAUUUAGAGUGGCAGCAGCAGGGGCGGCCGUGGUCCGUGAAGGGCGAGCAUUUUGCCGCUUCGCCGGGGACGAGCGGAUAAUUUUAAACAGCCAGGAAACCAUCGGAGCGAGUAUAUAG